Messenger RNA from Ictalurus furcatus (blue catfish), 2108 nucleotides. RefSeq names its product calcium/calmodulin dependent protein kinase II inhibitor 1 (gene camk2n1). Gene Ontology annotation, biological process: negative regulation of protein kinase activity. The coding region runs from base 571 to 807 and encodes 78 amino acids. The transcript is spliced from 2 exons. NCBI's taxonomy places the organism in Eukaryota, Metazoa, Chordata, Actinopteri, Siluriformes, Ictaluridae. The record is from RefSeq and is a predicted model, not a curated record. Gene Ontology annotation, molecular function: calcium-dependent protein kinase inhibitor activity; protein kinase binding.
GCUUCCCAAUUUGCAUUCAAUGUUUUUUUUUCCCCCAGCGCCACGCUCCAGUCCCCGUGAGCUUGGCGCGCUGACACACACACACACCCACCCACCCACCCACACAUACACACACACGCGCGCGCGCACACACCUCCGCCGAAACGGACGCUCUCACUCUCAACGAGUUUCCGCGUUCGGAAAAUCCUCCGGGGGGAAAAAGCAGAAUAAUCUGACAGCCUAACUUUGUUGGAAAAUAAAUAAAUAAAUGAACAGGAAGGGGGCAAUUGUCUCGUGUAUCUUUUUUUAUUAGCCCCGUGUACGGGGGCGUCUACACCGCUCGCGGAAAGACAAAAGAGCGCGCGAGAGAGAGAGAGAGAGAGAGAAGGCGAGAGAGAAGGAGAGCGCGCGUUAAAGAAGGCUGUACGGUCGCGACGCGGAAAAGGCUCGCCGCCGAGCGCGCGCGCGCGUGUGUGUGUGUGCGUGCGUGCGCGUGUUUUUUUUUUGUCCUCUCUCGCGAAGAGAAAGAGAGGAGGGAGGGUUAAACGGAACGGCAGCUGCGGUUUGCGCGCCUGGCUUCGUGCUUUCAGCAUGUCGGAGGUGCUGCCAUACAGCGAGGAGAAAAUGGCUCAUUACGGGAACGACGGCGACGACGAGGAUCACCUCUCGUUCACCUGUCGCCUGCAGGACACCAACAACUUCUUCAGCGGCAACCAGAACAAACGACCACCCAAGCUUGGUCAGAUUGGGAGAAGCAAACGAGUCGAGGAGGACGGUGAUGCCGAGGCGCUGGAGAAGACGGCGGACAAGUCGUCCUCGUCUGCGUGAGCGGAUUCCAAAGACACUUGACCUUUGAUGUGUGUACCCAAAGACAUUGUAAAGAAGCACCCCCUCUCCCAUCCGGCAACCAAGCACGUCACACUAUCUUGCUCUCCGACACCCUCUUUCCAUCGAACAGGGAUGGCUGAUGGACAAUGCGGCGCGCAUGCAUGGGAAUCUGGACAAAAGGGGCCCAGGAAUGGGAAGGGAAUACUGUGUUUUCCAAACUUCAUUCGAGCUAUGUGCAAUGAGGGGGGCAUUGCUUUGUUAACCGAGGCCGGCCCGUCCUACCGGGAUGUAAUGAAGCAAUUAGAGUGACUGAGCAAAUUGUACCAUUAACAUCGAACCAGUAUCUUCUUCCCCAAGCUGUAGUUCAAGGCUUAGCUGAGUCGCUGGCUGAUGAUGUUAAUGGUAAAAUAGCAAUGUCAACUUCUCUUCCACGGUGAAUUUCAAAAGGAGAUUCACUAUGUAUUUAAGAUUUAAAAAAAGGCUAUUUAUUAAAUCUUUGGAUACCUUUUUUUUUGCAGUGUUGGAGGUCUGAGCAAAUUUUAUAGAGAAUGACAGGAAAACAGUGAUUUUCCUUUUAUGUUUUUUUUUUUGUUUUGGAUGUAGCUUGACUAAGGGAUUACCAUGGUCUACCCCUAAACUACCCUCCCUCUUCUCCCACCCCAAACCCAGCCUUCUUUCUUGCUAUUUCAUGCAUUUGAUGUUUCUAAGCUGACAAGGGUUAGAUCAGGUAUAUCGAGUUAAAAAAAAAACAAAAAAAAACAGAAACCUUAUCGUCGCAUUAUGAUUAUUAUUGUACUACAUAUUUACCGUAGGUGUGCCAAAUAAUCAUGACAGAAAUAUGUAUUUCUGUGCUCUCUUCACACGCACAGUUUUAUUAAUAUUCGGUGUUCAUGUUUACAGGGCUUUUUUCAUACUAGUGAUGUACUUUAGUCAUGCAUGACGAACCUGACGACCUCAAGAGAAUCUUAUAUAACGGCUAAUGUUGUGUUGAUUUCACAGGAAAAAAAAAGUUUCUACGGGAAUAUCUGUAAUAUUAAAGAUUUUGAGAAAUGGAAUGAAAAAAAAAACCCCUGUGUUGUCACACAUCCUUCUGUCUCUCGGUCCUGCUAAUGCUGUGUUUGGCUUGGGUAAAUCUGUGUGUGUGUGUGUGUGUGUGUGUAUAAAUCCAGGGGACGUGACAUUUCCGUAGCCACUGCACGUGUUGAAUGAUUCAUGUUAUGGGAAGUGCCUUUGUCAGAGUGAAACAUUUUAAAGCCGGUUGUCUGAGAUUGAAAAAAAAAAAAAAAACACAGGAAAGAAAA